GCGCCGGCUACCGGCGGAUCCCUCCUUCGCCGCCCUGAGUUGUUUCAGUUCGUGGCCUGCGGGCCGGGGGUGUGUCAUUUGUCUGCUUGCCACAACUUUACUUCCGCAAACUAUUCCCGUGAGAAACGUCGCUGUAUUAUAGAACAAGUGGCCGUAUGUCAGUCACUUCUUUUUAAGUUAUCGGGUGAAAGGAGGUUCAGAGAGACGGAAAACGCCUUCACCAAGUCCGCAACUCGGCAAUAUGUGGAGUCCAGUAACACGUAUCACAGUGGAGUACGACGCGGUGAAUGAAGAGGGAACUUUCUCGUGCGGGGACGAGCUGUCGGGCCGCGUCCUGCUGCUCUUGUCCAAAGACGCCAAGAUAAAGGAUCUCUGGGUGAAAGCGACCGGACAGGCUUUGGUGCACUGGAGCGAGGGCUCCGGCGAUGACCAGAGAACCUACAGUGCCAGGGAGAAGUACUUCAAGCUCAAGCAGCAGGUUGCUGGUCCGGAGAAGGGCAAAAAGGUUGUCCUGGCUGCUGGGAGCCAUGUUUUCCCGUUUACGUUUCAGAUUCCCCAAGGGAACAUGCCAUCUUCCUUUAAAGGAGCUCAUGGAAAAGUGGAAUACAAGCUGGAGGCAAAGCUGAGCAGGUCUUGGAGGUUACCGAGUAAUGCAGCAUCUGAGUUCACCUUUGUUUCGAAGCCAGAGAUGAGCCUGGCACAGCUAAUGUCACCCCAGCAUGGCACUGUCACAAAGAAGAUGAAAGUUUUCACCUCUGGAAAUGUCACCAUCAACAUGAAUAUGGAGCAGAUGGCUUACUGGCCAGGCUUACAGGCGGCCCGUGCUGGUCAGGCUUACAGGCGGCCCGUGCUGGUCAGGCUUGCAGGCAGCGGGAGCUACCUGCAUGAGAAGCUGUCAGCCAGCAUCCACUGGCCCGGAGCUGAGCGACAGCUGGAUCUGCUUCAUGCCGACGCUCCCAGAGGGCAGCACAGCUUGGGCUAUGAACCAGUGAAGUUGCCCAUAUGUGACAUAGGGCAAGACAGGAAGCCAGCGGUCCAGCUGCCCCUGGCACUGUCAUGA
Messenger RNA from Paramormyrops kingsleyae, 1060 nucleotides. Lineage: Eukaryota; Metazoa; Chordata; Actinopteri; Osteoglossiformes; Mormyridae. The record is from RefSeq and is a predicted model, not a curated record.